CGAUUUGUCUUUUGGCGGCUUAAAAUUCAAAAGAAUUGGCGAAUCGUAGCUUCCUAAACACACUGAAAUCCCAGUCCAGAUGCUCAUUCUCAUCGGCUUUCGUAGCUUCAUCUGCUAAACCAUUACUCUCUCUCGCUCGCUCGCUUGCUCGAGCUCUCUGAGUCGGACAUGGCGGACCCGAUUCCGAGUCAACUGGAGAUGAUGGGCAGAGAGCUCAAGUGUCCUAUCUGCUUGAGCCUGUUGAACUCUGCAGUUUCACUCCUCUGUAAUCACGUGUUCUGCAACUCAUGCAUUCUGAAAUCGAUGAAAUCUGGCUAUACUUGUCCAGUUUGUAAGGUGCCCUAUCGUCGUAGAGAGGUUCGCCCGGCUCCACACAUGGACAACUUGGUAAGCAUAUACAAACACUUUGAAGUGGCUUCAGGAAUAAACAUGUUUGUCUCCCAAAAUGCGGCAACCAAUAAAUUAUCAGAUGGGGAAAACCAACUAGAGGAUCGUGAUAUUGGGGGUAGUGGAGAUGUUGACGUGGCUGGUCAUCAAGUAUCAAAGGGAAAAAGGACAUUGAAAAAGAAAGAGUCAAGAAAAACAAAAAAGUCCAACAUGAUAAUUUCCAGUCCUGGUUGUGUGAAACCUUCCUUUCCAACGAAGAAGAGGGUGCAGGUGCCACAAUAUCCUUCUGAUGAAUCUUUAGUAUGUCAUACAACUCCUAAAGCUGGAUUAUGUGAAACCAAAGACAAUGAAACGAAGACCAAUUUGGCUUCUGCGAAGCAGAAGCUAGCACUGAAUGACAAGGGAGAACCGGCAUUUUUGCCCUUUUUCUGGUUGAGGGAGGAAGAAGAUGUUGAGAAGAUUUCUCAAUCUUCCGAAAAGGAACAGCUCACAGGCACAUCACCUCCUGAUGUUCCUUCUUUCAGUGAUAUGAAGGACUCAGAUGAUGAGUUGCCCUUUAAGUUGACUACUGAGGGAAACACUAAUGGUAAUCCUGCAGCCAGAGAAUUUUACGACAGUGAGAUGUUUGAAUGGACGCAAAGACCUUGCUCCCCUGAACUUUGUUCAAGUCCAAUUAAAGUUCAGGUCACUGGUACUAAGAAAGAUUUCAAGGAAGCCUCGCAACGAAAUAUUGCUAUUCAAACAAUUAGAAAUUUAGAUAGUCAAAUUGAUACUGAUGAUGUGCCAUCACCAGAUUUCCCUUCUGUGUCAAUGACUGGAAAUGAUCAUAGGAGGAAAGUAGCAUCCAAAAAGAGAAGAAGAAAUAGGAGGGGAAAAUCCCAGAUGAACUUAAUGAAAGGCAACACCAAGAACAGUCCAGCAGUUCGUCUUAGUUCAAAUGAAACAUUUGAAACCUGUCAUGAACAGCCAUCAUGGUAUAGCGGUGAAAACAUGUUGACCCAAAUACAUAAAUUGAAGAUGUGUAAGAGAUCAGAUUCUGUUAUUAGUCAAAUUAAGACAACAGAUGGAGAUGUUUCUGCUGAGAUUCCAGGCAAGGGCUGCAGCGUCACUGAAGUAGCUGAAACCCCACCUCUGAAACAGGAUAAUGGCGAUGAUACUAGCUUUUUCAAGACUGGAAGCAGCCAGAAAGAUCACCUUACAAUGUGGAAUGAAAGGAAGCGGAUAUCCAUAGAAGAGAGACUCAAUUUUGAAGGGCCUGCCAUCCAAGACCAAACCAAAGAAAACUUGGUUUACAACUCAUCCCUUUCAACUUCGAAUCUCAAAGAGUCAUCUACAAUGGGAAAUAAGGAUGACAACAUGGAGGGAAUGAAGUCUGGAAAGUUGCUAACAGAGGAUCAAGGAUUAAGACUAAAGGAAAGUGAGAAAUGUUAUUCUCUGGUAAUCUCAGAUGCUGGGGUGAAUGAUGGGAAUCCAGAGGUUGGCGAUAAUGGCCAGGUUGACGAAGCUCAGACAAAUCAUGAUGUGAGACUUGCAACUGAGUUUUCGAUAGCUGAGAAACUUCAUGAUUUAGAUAAAAUGGUUUUGCGAAAAUGUGGGACCAUUCCCAGGGUUGUCCAGUGUGCUUUCUGCCAGUCAUCAGAAUGCUCAGAGGCUUCAGGAGAGAUGGUCCACUACAGUAAUGGUGAGCCUGUUCCUGCAGGUUACAGUGGAGGAUCUAGGAUCAUACAUUCACACAAGAAUUGCACUGAAUGGGCUCCUAACGUCUAUUUUAUGGAUCGUCUAGCUAUUAAUCUUGAAGCUGAAGUAGUCAGGAGUCGAAGAAUAAAAUGCUGUUGUUGUGGAAUCAAAGGGGCCGCUCUUGGAUGCUAUGAGAAAAGUUGUCGCAAGAGUUUUCAUGUUACUUGUGCCAUGAAGAUCCCGCAAUGUAGAUGGGAUACAGUUAAUUUUGUUCUAUUGUGCCCGCUUCACUGUUCUUGUAAAUUGCCUAUUGAAAUUCCCGGACCUCGAGAGAUACAGAGUUCUUCAAAAGAAGAGCAAUCACAACUCAUUCAUGAUGAAAAUGAUGAGAAGCAUCAGCAUGGUGCAAGCUCGAUGCGGAUGUAUUGUGGAUCUCACAACAAAAUAGUUCUGUGUUGUUCAGCUUUAACAAAAGCUGAGAGGGAUAUGGUUUCUCAAUUUGGGAAGGCAUCCAGAGCAAAAGUAGUGCAAAAAUGGAAUCCAACUGUGACUCAUGUAAUUGCAUCAGCAGAUGAAAAUGGAGCUUGCAAAAGGACAUUCAAAGUUUUGAUGGGCAUCCUGGAGGGCAAGUGGAUACUGAGUGUUGAAUGGAUAAAAGCUUGCAUGGAAGCAAUGGAACAUCUCAAAGAGGAGAGAUAUGAAAUCAAUGUCGACAUUCAUGGAAUGAGGAACGGUCCUCAACUUGGAAGACAAAGAGUCAUUAACAUGCAACCAAAACUAUUUGACGGGCUUAAGUUCUAUUUCAUGGGGGAUUUCGAUACUUCACUCAAAGGAUACCUCCAAGAUCUUGUGGUUGCUGCCGGAGGCACUGUGCUUCACAGAAAGCCCAUUCCUUGCGAUGAGCUAGCCCCCUUACCUUCAUCCAUUCCUUCAACCUUCAUAAUAUAUAGCCUUGAGAUGCCAGAAAAUUGUGGUCUAAGCAGGGAUGUGAUCAUCAAGCGCAGGCUGUCUGGUGCAGAAGCUCUCGCUAGAUCAACAGGAGCAAAAGUGGCUAGCAACUCAUGGCUUUUGGAUUCUAUUGCAUCCUGCAAGUUAGAAUGAUGAAAAUGUUCCUCGUUUGUUAUUUAAGGAGCUCUGCCAAUCCUCAUGGCUCUUUAUUUUUAUCAUAAAG
Messenger RNA from Rhodamnia argentea, 3235 nucleotides. Its product is annotated as protein BREAST CANCER SUSCEPTIBILITY 1 homolog. The record is from RefSeq and is a predicted model, not a curated record. Gene Ontology annotation, biological process: positive regulation of transcription by RNA polymerase II; negative regulation of fatty acid biosynthetic process; double-strand break repair via homologous recombination. Gene Ontology annotation, molecular function: ubiquitin-protein transferase activity. Gene Ontology annotation, cellular component: plasma membrane; BRCA1-A complex; BRCA1-BARD1 complex. The transcript is spliced from 14 exons. The coding region runs from base 169 to 3165 and encodes 998 amino acids. NCBI's taxonomy places the organism in Eukaryota, Viridiplantae, Streptophyta, Magnoliopsida, Myrtales, Myrtaceae.